AUGGAAGCUACAUCGGAUGGAGAAACCAUCAUAGAUGAUUUAGUCAUUGGUGAUGUUCACUCCAUGGAAAAGUUAACCCAUCUACAAAAGCCUACCAUCAAGAAAUCCAGAAAGGUUAAAGAAAAACAGAAUGACAGAAUCUUUAUGAAAAAAAGUAAAAAGUAUAAAAAGAGAGACAUCAGCAGCAAUGCUCAGAACAAUGAUAGCAUCCCCAAAGAUGAAUGUGCUGAAGAAUUGCAUCAAGAAAUUUCAAAAAAGAAGGACCAGGAUCCAGAAGAUCCAGACCAAGAUCCAGCAGAUCUAAACCAAGAAAAGAAGGACCAGGAUCCAGAAGAUCCAGACCAAGAUCCAGCAGAUCUAAACCAAGCACAGAGAAGCAGUCAAAAUGGCAAGAAUGACGAGGAUAAAGAAAAUUCAGGAAAAGAAAAAGGGAAAGCCUAUAGAACAAACUCUGAACCAAGAGAGGGAAAGUCAUUCAGUGGAAACAAGUACAAAGGAGAGACCAAGUCGGAAAAGAAAAGUUGA
Messenger RNA from Lolium perenne, 525 nucleotides. Lineage: Eukaryota; Viridiplantae; Streptophyta; Magnoliopsida; Poales; Poaceae. The record is from RefSeq and is a predicted model, not a curated record.